AUGACAUCGAAAGCAGCGACAUCAAUGUCUAUCCCUAAAACUAUGCGAGCCUGGAAACAUCAACGGGCUGGUUCACCUUCCAAAGUUCUGUCAUUGAAGGAUGACGUCUCCAUGCCCACGCCUCCAACUGAUACUUCUGUCCUGGUGCGAGUCUCUCAUGUCGCCUUCCAUCCCGGAGUGAUCAUUCUGAUGCAUUUUGUCCCCUCGUGGCUGCGUCGAAUGCCUGCAGUACCCGAGACAGACUUCUCUGGCGUCAUCGUAAGCUGUGGAAAGGGUGUUCCUGUUUCCAACGGAUCUCGAGACUUUAAGCCAGGCACGCCAGUCUUUGGCUCGUUGCCUGUGAAGCCGUACCUUGGUACUGGCCGCGGCGCACUGGCUGAAUAUAUUGCCAUUGAAGCAGAUGCUAUCGCUAGAAAGCCCGCCGAUGUAUCGUUCGCAGAAGCUUCAGGCCUGGGAGUCUCUGCUCAUACGGCUUUAGUCUUGAUUGAAACAGCAGAAGUGCCCCAGGACGCCAAAGUUCUCAUAAACUCCCCCUGCGGUGGUGUUGGACACUUUGCAACCCAGCUUCUGCGUCACCGUAACCCCACCGCGCGAAUCACCGGAAUCUGUUCUGGCAAUAACCAUGCGCUUGCCCUCCAGCUGGGCUGUACCGACACCAUCGAUCACACCUCAUUCCCCAACGCGGAGGGCCAAACACUAGUCCAGCAUCUUGCUGCAAAGUACGGCAAUGACGAAGAGAAGUUCGACGUCAUAUUCGAUGCCUACGGAAGUCAGGAUCUUUGGAUAUGUUCUGCUAAGUACCUUAAGCCCGGCAAAGAUCAUCCGUAUGUUACUGUCGGCCCCAAGAUGGGUGUCUCCAUCGUGGAAGUGCCUGGGUUUUUAUGGAAGGUGAUCAUGAACUCAACAUUACCAACCUGGCUGGGAGGAGUGCCUAGACCGUAUAAGCAGAUUUCCGCAUUCACGAAUACAGAGGCCAUCGAGAGAUGUAGGGAGCUGGCUCAAGCAGGUGAAUUCAGGACAUACGUAGGCGAAAUCUGGGAACUGGACCAGGCAUUGAGUGCUUAUGAGGUGAUGAGCAGUGGCCAUGCCCGCGGGAAAGUCGUGGUUAAAGUCUGGGAGCCGGAUGAGGAGUGA
Molecule: messenger RNA, 1134 nt
Organism: Trichophyton rubrum CBS 118892
Lineage: Eukaryota; Fungi; Ascomycota; Eurotiomycetes; Onygenales; Arthrodermataceae
Exons: 1
Coding region: 1-1134 (377 amino acids)
Cellular component (GO): mitochondrion
Molecular function (GO): oxidoreductase activity
Source: RefSeq, a predicted model, not a curated record